Messenger RNA from Schizosaccharomyces cryophilus OY26, 3239 nucleotides. Its product is annotated as ribonuclease II family protein. NCBI's taxonomy places the organism in Eukaryota, Fungi, Ascomycota, Schizosaccharomycetes, Schizosaccharomycetales, Schizosaccharomycetaceae. The coding region runs from base 34 to 2922 and encodes 962 amino acids. Gene Ontology annotation, biological process: mRNA catabolic process. The record is from RefSeq and is a predicted model, not a curated record. Gene Ontology annotation, cellular component: P-body; exosome (RNase complex). Gene Ontology annotation, molecular function: 3'-5'-RNA exonuclease activity; RNA binding. The transcript has a single exon.
CUUCUUUCGCCAAGAACAUCCAACAUUGGAAGAAUGCAGAAAUUGCAAGAUUCCGAAGAGAAAAUGGAUGGAAAGCAACCAAAGAUAAAAAAUAAUACAAAUAAAAAUAGUCCACGUAAAAAAUCGACAAAGAAAAAUGAAGAAUUGGCAUCAGUGGAAAAGAAGCAAACGUCAGACCAACCCACGAUGGGUUUAGGUGCUGGUUUGAUGGAAAAGGUUAAGGAGAUUGUUCAAAAGUCUGAUUUAUUGGGCUCUUUAAAGUCAAAUAGUAAGAAAAAUCCCGCGCCCAAAAAGCAAUUGGAUAAGCCUUCCGGCAGAAAGCCUGAUUCGAAAAAGAAAGUAUCAUUAUCGCCCAAGACCUAUCCUUCCGAUGAGAAAAAAGGACGCGUGCAAGAAAAACCGCAAGAAAAACUAAAGGGAAAAGAAAACAAAAUAUCAAGGUCUAAAAAACAAAAGGAGAAGAGUCCAAAACCAAAAACACCGUCUACAACGAUAGAGGAAAAUGCUUUCAUGAAACCUAAAAAGUCGAAGAAACAGAAGUCAAAGAAAAAAAAUAAUGAUAAAGAACCAAUUACUGAGAAAAGUGAGGGCAAGGAGCUUCAAGGACCAACUCCAACGAAGAAAAGCGGUAAGGCCCCGAAACGAAAACAAGUCUACGAAAAGUAUUAUACCCGUCAAGAAGUAAAUGAAGGCUUGAAGUCAGGAAAAUUAUUUAAAGGAACCUUACGCAUUCUUGACAACCAUCGAAGCGCAUUCGUUUGUAUGGAAAAUCGACCCGACUUUUACAUUGAUAGUCCUAUUACUCGCAACCGUGCUCUGCACAACGAUAUAGUUGUUGUUGAACCAAUUGAAGAUAAAGAUAAAAAGAAUAGUAGCAACGAUGAUGAACAUAACGGAAGCUCGAACGAUGAUCAGUCUAUGGCAAACGAAGACGGCGAUCUUUCCGAAACUGAACAACAACUUGAAGCGUUGGAGUUAAAUGAAGAGCCUGUACCAAAGGUUGAUAAUCCCAGGUGUCGUGCCAAAGUUGUUUCAAUUGAAAAACGAAGUCCAGUAAACAAGAUCGUGGGUAUUAUCCGUCCUCCUGGAUGGUCGAUUUCAAAUCACGAGAAUGUUUCCACCAAGAGCGAUUAUGCCAUUUUUGUACCUAAAGACAAGCGAAUGCCAUUUAUUACUAUCCACAAAAAUGAUUUGGGUGUUCUAAAAGUUCACGACUGGAUCGAAAGCAUUUUACAGCAUCACUCAAAGUUAUUUGCCGCUGAGAUUUCAAGAUGGGGUACUUAUUCACGGUAUCCGAUGGGAGUCCUGAAAGAAGAGUUAGGCUCUGUAACGAAUGUAGAAGACUAUACAAACGCGUUGCUCUUAGAAAAUGGAAUUUCAAGUGAGCCUUUUAGCCGCGAGGUAUUAGAAUGUUUGCCAGCUGAGGAUUGGAGAAUUACAGAGAAGGAAUUGGCAAAGCGACGAGAUUUCCGAAAUGACAUCGUCAUAACCAUAGAUCCUGAUACAGCCAAAGAUUUGGAUGAUGCUGUCUCUUGUAAAGAUUUAGGUAAUGGGACUUAUGAAGUUGGUGUCCAUAUUGCUGAUGUAGGUCACUUUAUGAAGCCAGAUACUCCUCUUGAUACGGAGGCGGCUUCUCGUGCCACGACCGUCUAUCUUGUGCAGAAAGCCAUUCCCAUGUUACCCUCAUUACUAUGUGAGCGUUUAUGUUCGUUGAAUCCCCAAGUGGAGCGACUUGCGUUUAGUGUUACCUGGAAAAUGAACAAAGAAGGUAAAGAAGUCGGCAAGCGCUGGUUUGGUAAAAGUGUUAUUAAGACGUGUGCUCGACUUGCUUACGGCGAGGCACAAAAAAUCAUAGAGGGAAAGUCUUGGGCCGAAGGAGUUGGUAAACCAAUUGCAGGAAAUCAUUCUCCGGAAGAUGUGGAGAAAACAAUACUGGUGCUUUGCGAAAUUUCAAGAAAUUUACGAGCAGAAAGAUUUGCAAAAGGAGCUGUAGAAAUUAACUCUACAGAAUUAAAGUUUCAGUUGGAUGAAUAUGGGCUACCAACAAAGUGUGAAGUUUAUGAACAAAAAGAAGCGAACCACUUGAUUGAAGAGUUUAUGUUAUGUGCGAAUCGAUCGGUCGCUGAAAAAAUAAGCAAUACAUUCCCUGCAAAUGCAUUAUUACGUCGACAUGCAAGUCCCAAAGAAAAGCAAAUUAAUGAAUUUUGCAAAUUUAUGGAGGGAUUGAAUUUUCAUUUUGAUGCUUCCUCUUCCUCGGCCUUCAAUGACUCCAUGAAUCGUUUAAGGAAAUUCUUUAAUCCUGACUUGGUAGAGCUUUUCGAAAACAUGGCUGUACGUUCCCUUAAUCGUGCUGAAUACUUUUGUACGGGUGAUUAUCCUGAGCGCAGCGAUUGGCAUCAUUAUGCACUUUCUUUUAAUCAUUAUACACACUUCACCUCUCCCAUCCGCAGAUAUCCGGAUGUGAUUGUACAUCGUUUGCUGGAAAACUGUUUAAAACAAACGUCACCUAAUCUGCCCAAAAAAGUGUGCUCAAAACACGCGGAGCAUAGCAAUGAACGACGUGAACAAGCAAACAAUGUUCAAGAAGAUAGCCAGAAUUUAUUCUUAUCUGUAUUCAUUUCGGAGUAUUGUAAGAAUUGUGGUGUGUCUUCCAUGCCCGUUACUGCGUUUGCAACGAGAAUACAAGAUCGUUCUAUUGAUGUUUACGUCUCUCAAUAUGGCAUCUCUAGUCGAGUGGAUUUACUAAACGAAGACAAUAUAAAGAGUUAUACGAUAUUACCGGAUGACUCAGCUGUGGUUAUGAAGAAGCAGGAUGACUCAGAGUUUAAAAUUGCUUUAACAGAUAAGUUCCAGGUCCACCUGUAUUCUGAUUACAGUCGCACCUUUUUUAAUGUUCGCUGUUCACUGUUUCCGAAAACGUAAAGCUUGUUUGCAUACAGAAGCGUACUGAGUAAAUGCUUUUCAACAAGUACCUUAAUGAUUUUUGGUUCAUUCAAUUUUUUUUCAGCUUAACGGAUUUGUGAGUUAUUAAAAGUACAAUUUGACAUGUUAAUUUUAAAUGAUGAAAGCGACGUUUUGACGAUUUCCGUUGCAUGUGUUAUGUCCAGUCAUAUAUACGUUUGAUUCACUAUACAUUCCUAAGUAGGAUCUUUUUUCCUUUAUUAUAUUAGUUAUUUAUCUUAAAUAGGACAAAAGUCUCAUUAUUAAAUAUGAAUGAAUAAAUAAAUUUUGAACGUAAG